CCACAACGUCUGUCAGGCUCCCUCGACCUCUGCACUUUCCUCUCACUGCGUGCUCUCGUCCUGGUCCUCACCUCCACCGUCGUUUCGCAGCACUGCGCUAUCCUGAAACGGGCAGCGGCCGAGUCCCCCUGAUAGCGGGCGGGGCCUCAAUCUCCUGCUGUACCGCGACCGCGCCGAGGCCUCGAAAUCCCUCCGCCUUGACGUACCACAGCAGCAGCCCGCAGCGACGCACGCACAACCGCUGCCUGCAGCAACGAGUGCAACGAACGGCUGAGGAGUGGCCGCUGGGCCGAGAGCGAUACUGUGCUGCCCAUCAUGUCGAAUACGAUUAAAGUGGUGGCGCGUUUCCGCCCGCAGAACAAGAUCGAAAUCGCCAGCGGUGGAGAGCCCAUCGUUGAAUUCAAAGGCGAUGAUACAUGCACGGUCUCGUCGAAAGAGGCCUCCGGGUCCUUCACCUUCGACAGGGUCUUCGACAUGUCCUCGCGACAGAACGAUGUCUUCGACUACUCGAUCCGACCCACUGUGGACGAUAUUCUUAACGGAUACAACGGUACCGUGUUUGCGUACGGUCAGACGGGUGCCGGAAAGUCGUACACGAUGAUGGGUACCGGCAUCGAGGAUGAGGUGGGCAAGGGUAUCAUCCCGCGAAUCGUCGAGCAAAUCUUCACCAACAUUUUGUCCUCCGCAAGCGACAUCGAGUACACAGUCAGGGUUUCAUAUAUGGAAAUCUACAUGGAGAGAAUCCGAGAUCUUCUGGUUCCACAAAACGACAAUCUACCGAUCCACGAAGAGAAGAACAAAGGUGUAUACGUCAAGGGUUUACUAGAAGUCUAUGUCUCGAGUGUGGAAGAGGUUUACGAGGUCAUGCGAAGAGGUGGAGACUCGCGAGCCGUUUCCGCCACCAACAUGAAUGCAGAGUCCUCACGAUCACAUUCGAUCUUCGUCAUUACUGUUGCGCAGAAGAAUGUCAGCACUGGCUCAACCAAAAGCGGUCAGCUCUUUCUAGUCGAUCUCGCUGGUUCCGAAAAAGUAGGCAAAACUGGCGCAAGUGGACAGACAUUGGAAGAGGCGAAGAAGAUCAAUAAGAGUUUGAGUGCGCUCGGCAUGGUCAUCAAUUCGCUCACGGAUGGGAAAUCCUCACAUGUUCCUUACCGAGACUCCAAGCUUACCCGCAUCCUGCAAGAAUCGCUCGGUGGCAAUUCACGAACUACUUUGAUUAUCAACUGCUCACCAAGUAGCUACAACGAUUCGGAAACGGUGAGCACAUUACGAUUUGGUAUGCGAGCGAAGUCUAUCAAGAACAAGGCCAAGGUCAACGCGGAACUCAGUCCGGCGGAGCUCAAAUUGAUGCUCAAGAAGGCGCAAGGCCAGAUUACGACGUUCGAAGGCUAUAUUUCUUCCCUUGAAGGCGAGGUGCAGCUUUGGCGAGGGGGUGAUGCCGUCCCUAAAGAGCGAUGGGUACCUGCUCUUGAGACAGGGUCAGGAAAGAAACCGCCUUCUACACCACGCGCGCAGACCCCGUCCAGGUUAGACGCUACAAAGAACUCAGAGACACCUUCGAGACCGGACUCAAGAUUAGAUAUCGAACGAGCUGGCACACCUAGCAUCCCUCUUGAAAAGGACGAGAAAGAUGAAUUUCUGCGAAGAGAGAACGAGCUUCAGGAUCAGGUCGCGGAAAAAGAGAGUUUGCUCGAAAAAGCGAACGAGCUGCUGAAAGCUGCAAGAGAGGAGCUUUCCUACUUCAAGGAGCGUGAUUCCAAGUCGAACAAGGAUACUGAGAGAAUGGCGACUGAACUGAACGAGCUCAAGAUGCAGAUCGAAAAACUCAACUUCGAAGGCAAAGAAGGACAGAUCACCAUGGACGGUCUCAAAGAUGCCAACGCGGAACUCACAGCCGAGCUCGAUGAUGUCAAACAACAGCUCCUAGACGCUCGUAUGAACGCGAAGGAGACAACUGCUGCAAUGGACGAGAAAAAGAAGAAGAAGGCAGAGGCUAUGGCGCAAAUGAUGGCAGGCUUCGAUCUUGGUGGGGAAGUCUUCAGUGACAACGAACGCGCUCUAGGAGAUAUCAUAAAACAGCUGGAUUCGUUGAAGGAGCUGAGUGCGUCCGGCGAGGCUAUCGCACCUGACGCUAUACAAGAACUCCGCGAGAAGCUUGUCGAAACACAAGGCAUUGUGCGUCAAGCCGAACUGUCUCUCAACAACCGAAACGAGCAAGAUGAUGUGCACAACAAGCGACGGGAAGCACUAGAGCAAAGGCUCGCCAACCUGCAACAGUCCUACGAAGAGCUCUGUGAGAAAAACCUUUCAGAAGCGGACAAGGAAGAGAUCAAGAGCCGACUGGCUGAAGCAUACGAGUCCCGCCAAGAAGGCAACAUUGCACUUCUGCAAGAAAUCAAGGAGGAUCUAGCUCGGAAGUCCGAGAAGAACGCCGAGUUGACAGCUGAGAUUGAGUCCCUGCAACAGCGCAUCAAGAGUGGUGCCAUUGCUAAUGGGGUGGCAAACGGCAUCAACGGCAAAUCGGUUCAGCAGCAAAUCGCCGAAUUUGACAACAUGAAGAAGAACCUGAUGCGGGAUCUGCAGAACAGGUGUGAGCGGGUCGUCGAGUUGGAGAUUUCCCUUGAUGAGACACGCGAGCAGUACAACAACGUCUUGCGAACAUCGAACAACCGCGCCCAGCAGAAGAAGAUGAUGUUUCUCGAGCGCAAUCUGGAACAACUUACUGUUGUUCAACGUCAACUCGUCGAGCAAAAUUCAAGUCUGAAGAAGGAAGUUGCCAUCGCAGAGCGUAAGCUCAUCGCCCGCAACGAGCGAAUACAAAGUCUAGAGCAGCUCCUGCAAGACAGUCAAGAAAAGCUCACCGCUGCGAACCAUCGAUUCGAAGCCCAACUUUCAGCGGUCAAAGAGCGUCUUGAGGCCGCGAAGCAGGGCUCCACCCGCGGACUCGGCUCGCCCACUGCCGGCGCCUCCUUCGCUUUCGGCGGCGCCGUCGGCUCGCGCGUUGCUAAACCCAUCCGUGGCGGCGGUCCCGUCCAAGACGGCCCCGUGCUCCCCGUGCUCAGCAACCUACAAGCGCAAGAUUCGGGCGCUCAGCAGAGCGGCAAGAGGACAAGCUGGUUCUUCAAGGGGUAGAAAGAAAGUUCUCACGCAUAGCGAUCUGAUCUGCAUCUUGGAUAUCUAUCAUGUCUCUACUUUAUGUGAUGGCGUUUGGUGCGAGCAAGAGGCGGGAGAACGGGUUGGUUGUUUGUCUCGCUAUGAGGAGACGACCAAGAACUAUUGGUAUGGAAUGGAAAUGCGUUCAUGAAGACUAUUACGCUGGGCGCUGCGACGCGAUAGAUGCAUACUUGGAGUUUGGGUUGCUGGGUGGGUCACCAGGUAGCUUUUAUAUCCCAAG
Paraphaeosphaeria sporulosa is the source of this 3394-nucleotide messenger RNA. RefSeq names its product kinesin-domain-containing protein. Bases 316 to 3132 code for a protein of 938 amino acids. Lineage: Eukaryota; Fungi; Ascomycota; Dothideomycetes; Pleosporales; Didymosphaeriaceae. Gene Ontology annotation, biological process: mitotic spindle organization; microtubule-based movement. The record is from RefSeq and is a predicted model, not a curated record. The transcript has 6 exons. Gene Ontology annotation, molecular function: microtubule motor activity; ATP binding; microtubule binding.